Messenger RNA from Biomphalaria glabrata, 1380 nucleotides. RefSeq names its product partner of Y14 and mago-like. The transcript is spliced from 3 exons. Gene Ontology annotation, cellular component: exon-exon junction complex; cytoplasm. Gene Ontology annotation, biological process: exon-exon junction complex disassembly. Lineage: Eukaryota; Metazoa; Mollusca; Gastropoda; Planorbidae. Bases 318 to 920 code for a protein of 200 amino acids. Gene Ontology annotation, molecular function: RNA binding. The record is from RefSeq and is a predicted model, not a curated record.
UUUAAUUCGACUACCGGCGGACAAUGGUUAUGCCAGCGCUAGAUGUGGCAAUUUAAAAUAUGUACGGACAAGGGUACAGCUGGGGCUGUGUAGCCACGAGAAAUACUGCAUUCCUCAUUUAUCUUCGGUCUUCUAUACUAAUAUAGAUCAAGUGUUAUAGACCACUUUGGGAAUCACUGGUAUAAAUCUAUCUAGAUGUAAAUCUAGAUUUAGCACAAAUCGCCACAGUGAAUUUUAGAUCUGCAAGUUAGGACAAAACAACCGAACAAGAUAAGAACAAGUUUUUUUUUUUUUUUUUGUAGUUAUUUCCCUUUAUAAUGAUGGCGGAACGCACAGGUGUUGUUCGUGACGAACAGACGGGAGAAUUAAUAUUACCAGCUACACAAAGGCCUGAUGGUACUUGGAGAAAACCAAGACGAGUGAAAGAUGGUUAUAUUCCACAAGAGGAAGUUCCUGUAUAUGAAACCAAAGGAACGCAAUGGGCAAAAAGUAAACCAGAUUACCCUAUAGGUUUGAAUCCAAAUGAUAUAGAAAAACUGCGCAUAGCUAAAAAUAAAGAUUCAGAAAAAGUACCGGAAAAUGUACUUUCCAAAGCGGCAAAGAAAAAUGCAAAAAGAAAAGAAAAACGAAAACAAACCCAAAAUAUAAGCAGCACAUCAUCAAUUGAAAAUUCUAAACAAAAUGAUGCACCCAUAAGAACCGAAAAUUUAGAAGCACCCAGCAGCGAUGUUAUUACCAAAGAUGUGAUCUCCAAGAAAAUUAAAUCAUUAAAAAAGAAAUUGAGACAAAUUGAGGACUUGGAAGAGAAAAUUAAAAGUGGAAUACUUAAAAAUCCAGAAAAAGAACAAUUAGAAAAAUUAGAGAGAAAGAAAGAAAUAUUGGAUGAGAUUGAAGACUUGGAGCUUGAACUGGAUGAUUGAUUCUCAUCUUUUGUAAAUAGUGUGUAAAUAGUGUAUACCUGAAAUGUAUGUAAUUCUGUUGUUGUAAAAGAUAUUUUUGAAACAAAAAAAUGUAUAUUUGUAUAAUAUUAUAUGAAAAUUACAUUUAGAAAAUUCAUAUUUGAAGUAAUAAGUUUUUCUUAAAUCUACAAUAGAAAAUAAAAAAUGUAAAUUCUGAUUAUCUUCACCAAUAUUUUGAUUUAUCUUUAGUUUUCAAUACAAAAGAUGUAUAUUUGUAUUAAACACAGAAUAACACAAUGUCAGUUCAUUUUCUUUAAGAUAUUUCCUUAAAUAAAAAAAUAGCUUACAGUUAAUAUAUAUUUCAAGAUCUCUUGGAGAUCCAUGCCCUUCAUUUAAAGGUAAAAGAACCAGUAUCAGUAUUUCAUCAUUUUGAUUUAAUUUUAUUAUGGUACCACAAUAAACAUUUUUCUGUUUUUUUUCA